AUGUAUCGUCAGAUAAUGGUUCAUCCAACCGAUCGAGAUCUACAGCGCAUUUUUUGGCAAGACGCGAAUGGACAAGUACGUCCAUUUCAAUUAACAACUGUGACUUACGGACUAAAUUGUGCUCCUUUUCUUGCUCUCAGUGUGCUGCAACAGCUUAUUGCUGAUGAAGGCCAUCGAUUCCCGAAGGCUAUACCGUCGAUAACUAAAGGGCGAUAUGUUGACGACAUAUUCGGCGGUACAGACUCAGUAGAGGAAGCUAAACAGAUAAUAACUCAAGUUUGCCAGCUUUGCCUAUCAGGUGGAUUUCCGCUACGGAAAUGGAGUAGCAAUUGUCAGGAUCUGCUAGAUCAUUUGUCGUUGCUGCCAGACGAUGUUGCAACCGCUGUUGUGUUAGAGUCUUCACUUGUCAAGGUACUGGGUCUAUGCCGACAACCGCACACGGAUAUGUUUAAAUUCACAUCCCUACCACCUACGUCCCGAAGUAUCACGAAAAGAUCCGUUCUAUCGGAGAUUGCUCAACUAUAUGACCCCCUAGGCUUUAUUUCACCCUUCGUAAUUAGAGCCAAGAUUUUCAUUCAGAAUCUUUGGCUAGCCAAGGUAGACUGGGACGCUCCUCUGUCAUCGGAAUUACAAGGUCGCUGGACACAAUUCAAAGGGCAACUACCAGCAUUGAGCAAAUUGAACAUUUCUCGGUGGCUUCACAUCUCACCAACUGCCUGUUCCGUCGAAUUACACGGGUUUUCUGACGCUUUACAACUCGCUAUAGCGGCAGUAGUCUACGUCCGUGUUGAAACGCAUCUCGGUACUCAAGUAAAUAUUGUCUGUGCCAAGACAAAAGUGGCACCCUUAAAGAAGCUCACAAUACCUCGACUCGAGCUGAACACCGCGUUGAUGCCAUCGUGGUUAAGCCUAGAGCCGAUCAACUGGCCUCAUUUACAUCCUAUCACUCCCGCUAAAAUAGAUUUAGAAAAAAAUCCAAAACGUGCAUUUAUAUCUCAUCAAGUUAGUCAAACGCCCCCUUGGGACCUAAUAGAACGUUAUUCUUCGCUCACUAAACUCAUACGCAUUACCGCGAUUUGUAAACACGUCGUUACAUGGUUUCGUCAGUCACUGAAGGAAUCGAAUAACGGAUCUCUUACUACCCUCGAACUUCAAGAGAGUUGUCAAUUUUAUAUACGACAAAUACAAAAGUCUUCCUUUCAGCAGGAGAUCAAACUCCUAACAAGAGGAGAGCGCUUAUCCAAGUCGAAUCCCUUGAUCAAGCUUACACCAUUUAUCGACAAGGUUGGGCUCCUCAGAGUCGGCGGACGGUUACAACACGCAAACUUGGAAGCCGAUGUCGAACACCCGUUUACUUUGCCAAGACAAUCUCGAUUUACCACUCUAGUAGUCGCGGACGCUCAUCUCCGAACAAUGCACGGCAGAACUCAGGUAACGUUGGCAUAUAUCCGUCAAAAAUACUGGAUAAUAGGUGGACGAGCCCCAGUCCGAUCCUUCAUCCUAAGAUGCGUGAAGUGCUUGCGGUAUCGUCAGAGCCGUGCUCAACAGUUGAUGGACCAACUCCUAGAACUAAAAGUCACUCCAUCUCGUCCCUUUUUACACUCUGGAGUUGAUUAUGCAGGACCCAUUUCGAUAAAGACUUGGCGAGGGCGGGCGGCGAAAACCUACAAAGGAUAUUUAGUCAUCUUUGUCUGCUUUUCUACUUCCGCUGUUCACAUAGAGAUUGUUACAGAUUACACGACUGAAGCCUUCAUCUCAGCCUAUAAGCGAUUCACAGCUCGACGUGGAAUCUGCGCUACGCUGCACAGCGAUUGUGGUGUGGCGUCAAAUAUCGCCACAAGUAAUUUAAAGGCGCAGCAUUGGAAAGUAAGGCACGCCGAGAACAAUAUUGACUGUGCACACAAACGCACAGGCGAAGGAAGUCAGCUGAGGCAUUUAAAUGCCUCUGUCGAGUAA
Messenger RNA from Trachymyrmex cornetzi, 1956 nucleotides. RefSeq lists its product as uncharacterized. Gene Ontology annotation, molecular function: nucleic acid binding. The transcript has 2 exons. Bases 1 to 1956 code for a protein of 651 amino acids. The record is from RefSeq and is a predicted model, not a curated record. NCBI's taxonomy places the organism in Eukaryota, Metazoa, Arthropoda, Insecta, Hymenoptera, Formicidae.